UGUGGGGUCCGGCGGGGGGUGCCAGGAUGCUGGGGUCGCUGGGGCGCUCGGCGGGGCGGCUGCUGCGGGCCCGGGCAGGGCUGGCGGCGGCCGGGCGGCGACACGCGGGCGGCGGGGUGCACAUCGAACCGCGGUACCGGCAGUUCCCGGAGCUGACUCGGAAGCAGGUGAUCCAGAGCGAGCUCAUCAGCGGGUUCAUGUGGUUCUGGAUCCUCUGGCACUUCUGGCACAGCUCGGACAUGGUGUUGGGCCAUUUCCCUUACCCCGACCCGGCGGCCUGGACGGACGAGGAGCUCGGGAUCCCUCCGGACGACGCGGAAUGAGCGGCUCCGGCCACCGGCGCUCCCGGCAGAGUAUCGGUCCAUGGAACUAAAGGGGCCCGUGGCGCCAAAGCUUUAGCUCCUCAGUCCUUAUUUCAAUAAAAGUUAAUUGUAAACAAAUGCUAA
Molecule: messenger RNA, 446 nt
Organism: Calypte anna (Anna's hummingbird)
Lineage: Eukaryota; Metazoa; Chordata; Aves; Apodiformes; Trochilidae
Gene: NDUFB2
Product: NADH:ubiquinone oxidoreductase subunit B2
Exons: 4
Coding region: 27-323 (98 amino acids)
Cellular component (GO): mitochondrial inner membrane
Source: RefSeq, a predicted model, not a curated record